GAGAGUGAGAGAGAGGGAAAGGGAGAGGGAGGGAGAGAGAGUGAGAGAGAUGAUCAGAAGAGAGGCAAGGGGAGGAAAAAGGGACGCAGCUUAAAGACAUCUUGUUUCCUCGAGCUUCAUAAGGAGAUCACAGUAAAGAUUACGAUGGCCUUCUUGUUGAUGUUCGUGAUGCUGCUGCAUUUGGUCACUCUGGCCAUGGUGUUCAUCGCCACUCUGGAGAAGUCCUGGUGGAUGUGGGAUGGCGAGGACCGAGCGGAUCUCUGGCACAAGUGCAUCUCUGACAACACCACAGGCACCAUGAUGUGCACCUCUGUUUCUACAAACGAUUGGUUGCAGUCAGUGCAGGCUCUUAUGGUCCUGUCCGUGAUCCUCUCCUCCAUCUCCUUUAUCGUGUUCAUUUGUCAGCUCUUCACCACGUCGAGGAAGGGCCUCUUCUACGUCAGCGGCCUUUCCCAAAUCUUUGCAGGCCUGGCGACGUUUACAGCAGUCCUGAUCUAUACUUUCCAAAGGAAAGAGAUCCUACAUGACCUUAGGGAGGGUCAUUUCGGCUACUGCUUCAUCCUGGCCUGGGUGUGUGUUCCCCUGCUGUUCUGUAGUGGAGUUCUCUAUGUCCACCUGCGCAAGAAAACACACACUGUAGCCUGAACGAAUCGAAUGCUGUGUCGCUUCGGAGUGAGUCGGUUCUUUGAAUCGACACUUUUAUGUGAACUUUGAGAAUCGAUUUGAGACUUUAAUCAAAAUCCAGUUUUGCUUUAGGCAAACAAAGAAGCAAAAGUUAUUAUAGUCAGAGUGCGUUUGCUUCUCAUCCUGGAUCCUGUACCUUUUUUUUUUUAAAUCGUGAAUAACUAUCGACUACGCAGUUUUACCAUCGUCCGAAAGAUGGCGCUGUUGUCCAGCUCUGUGACCAAACACAAUUAUUAUUCACAAAACGUACAUUUAAGUCUGUUGCACAUUUAUGCACAUUGGAAUAAAUUAUUGCAAAUUAUUAUUUGAUUUUUUUUUAAUAAUAAUAACCUUAUUUUGAUAAUUGGACUGAAAUUAACGGAAGAGUUGUUAAAUGUCACCUUUUAGUAAAAUACUACAUAUAGUUUGUGUUUUAACGUCAGUUUUUUAACAUAUAUUAACACAUUUAUUCAUUGCUACAGUAGUUCUAUUAAUAAGAGAAGCUUUCAUUUGUACACUGAACUUUUAUUUCGUUUCAUAUUGUCAGUUUUCUUUCUUGAUAUAUUUUUAUAGAAUAUAUUAUACAAAUGUUAUUAAAAGUUUUUUGUAAUUAUUA
Messenger RNA from Tachysurus vachellii, 1279 nucleotides. RefSeq names its product epithelial membrane protein 3a (gene emp3a). The transcript is spliced from 5 exons. The coding region runs from base 145 to 645 and encodes 166 amino acids. NCBI's taxonomy places the organism in Eukaryota, Metazoa, Chordata, Actinopteri, Siluriformes, Bagridae. The record is from RefSeq and is a predicted model, not a curated record. Gene Ontology annotation, cellular component: plasma membrane.